Abrus precatorius (Indian licorice) is the source of this 1680-nucleotide messenger RNA. RefSeq lists its product as uncharacterized. Bases 1 to 1680 code for a protein of 559 amino acids. NCBI's taxonomy places the organism in Eukaryota, Viridiplantae, Streptophyta, Magnoliopsida, Fabales, Fabaceae. The record is from RefSeq and is a predicted model, not a curated record. The transcript has 6 exons.
AUGGCAGAAAAAUUCUUGGCGAAAUAUUUUCCUCCCGCAAAAACUGCUAAGAUGAGGAAUGAUAUCUCUUCCUUCUACCAAUUGGAGUCAAAAACUUUAUAUGAUACAUGGGAGAGGUUUAAGGAAUUACUACGGAAGUGCCCACAUCAUGGGAUUCCAGACUCGCUUCAAGUGCAAACCUUCUACAAUGGGUUGAACCCAGCCACAAGACAAAUGAUAGAUGCUGCAGAGAGGGACACUUUGAAUAGCAAGACACCAAGGGUUGCACAAGAACUGUUUGAAGAAAUGGCAAUGAACAGCUAUCAAUGGAGCUCCACUCGAUCCAAACCUGCGAAAUUUGCUGGAAUUUAUAGUCUUGAUGCAGUAACAUCCUUGGCAAUGCAAGUUGAAGCCUUAUGGAAGAAGAUUGAUGGUUUAUUUGUUAACCAUCCGGUUGCUUCGGUGAUGAGAUGUGAUAUUUGUGGAGGAGGCCACCCUAAUCAUGAGUGUCGAGCUACUCAGGAAGAACAUGCCAAUUUGAUAGGAAACAUACCACCAUACCAAAAUUAUAAUGGCAUGAAUAAUCCAGCCUGGAGGAACUAUGCAAACCCACCAUGGAAUAACAACCAACAGCCAACGCGGAACAACACACCCUCAGGAUAUCAACAAGCCCCACAUCAACUACCACCCCUAGCUGAAAAGAAGUCAAACCUUGAGGAGUUGAUGACCAAAUUCAUUCAAACUUUAGAAUCUCGACUCCUCUCAGAAAGACCCCAAGGAAGCUUGCCUGGCAAUACUGAGACUAAUCCUAGGGAGCAAGUUAAUGCAGUAACAUUAAGGAGUGACAGAACAUUACAAGAGAAAAGGAAGCAAGAAACAGAAAAAUAUGCAGUUGAAGAGGAGGAUAAAUGUCAAGAGGAGACUGUGGAAAAUCUCCCUAUGCCCAAGUAUGCCAAAUUUCUGAAGGAUCUACUGUCCAAUAGGAAGAAAUUAGAGGAGUUGGCCACAGUAACUCUGAAUGAAGAAUGCUCAGCAAUUCUGCAAAAUAAGAUGCCCAAAAAAUUAAAGGAUCCAGGGAGUUUUACUCUUCCUUGUCUCAUUGGCAGAUUGAUAGUUGAUAGGGCUUUAGGUGAUUUAGGUUUGGGAGAACCUAGGCCAACUAGAAUGAGUAUUCAACUAGCUGAUAGGUUAAUUAAAUAUCCUAGGGGUAUCAUUGAGGACGUGCUUGUAAAAGUGGACAAAUUUAUUUUUCCUGUUGAUUUUGUGAUUCUUGAUAUGGACGAGGACAUUGAUGUCCCCUUGAUCUUAGGUCGUCCAUUUUUAGCUACUGCAGGAGCUAUAAUUGAUGUGAGGGAUGGAAAGUUAAUUUUGAGGGAAUUCUUGAUUUCAAACCCAUUGAAAAGAAGCUUAGUUCAUGAUAGAGGAAAAGAUGAUAUGAGCUUGGUAACUCAAGAACAGUGGUGUCAUUUAGAAGCCACUAAGCCAUUAUGGAGAAAGAGAGACUUCAAAGUUUUGGACUGGAAAUUAGAGAAGCAACCCAACCCAUCCAUCAAUGAACCACCAGAUGUAGAAUUGAAGGUCUACCAUGAUAAAAAAUUCAAGGGAGGCAAUGUUCGGAUACCACAUCCUAGAACCCUGAAGUUGUUUGAGGUACCGAUGUGGAAAGUAAGGGAUGGAAUUUCUAUUAAUACCUUGUGCUAA